Messenger RNA from Drosophila gunungcola (fruit fly), 2696 nucleotides. Its product is annotated as golgin subfamily A member 2. NCBI's taxonomy places the organism in Eukaryota, Metazoa, Arthropoda, Insecta, Diptera, Drosophilidae. The record is from RefSeq and is a predicted model, not a curated record. Gene Ontology annotation, biological process: Golgi organization. Gene Ontology annotation, cellular component: cis-Golgi network; Golgi apparatus; Golgi cis cisterna.
CCUGCAGCCACACUUUUCCCCAGACCUGUUAUCAACAUUUGGAAUUUACCACUUUUGCCUUGUAUUGUUUAAAUUUUUGGGCUCGCCUUUCGAACUCAGGUGACUCCAGGCAUCGCUAAGGUGCCGCCACUGACCCCAAAGGACAUGCCCGAUGACACGCAGGAUGCCAAGGCGCAGAAGUUGGCCGCGGCGAGGAAAAAGCUGAAGGAGUACCAGCAGCGGGCGAGCAACAACAAUAGCCAGCAGGGAGCGGAGGAGCCGGUGGCCUCUUCCACGCAAUCGCCCUCGUCCACAGUUAGCAUAGCCAGCAACCUGUCCGAGCGCUCCGACAGCGAGCUUAAUGUAAACGGAGGGGGAGCCGUUGCUCCAUUGCAACAGGAACAGUUCGUCCUGCCCACAGCCGCCUCCUAUUUCACCCAAAACGAGCCGGAACAUAAUGGCGGACUAGCUGACACCUCGAAUCUGCAGGCCAUCCAGGUGAUCAUUGCGGAGAAGGCCCAGCUCAAUGCCGAGCUCACAAAGGUUCGCUUGGCCUGCCGGGAACGCGAACUGGAGCUGGAGGAGCUGCGCACCGUGAAAGACCAGAAUCAGCUGCGACUGGAACAACUGCAGCAGCACUACCAGGAUCAGCAGUCGACCGGCGAGGAGCAGAGGCAGAAGUUCGUCCACCUACAGGCUCAAUUGCAGCAGGCACAGGCACAAAUCGACGAUAACGUAGCACACCUCAACGAACUGACGGCCCACCUCAAGCAAAGAAGUUCGCGUCAGGAGGAACUGCAGCAGGAGCUCUCCCAAAAAUCCAACGAGCUGGAGAUGGCCCAACUCAAACUGCGUCAGCUCUCUGACGAGUCUAGUGUCAGCACCGACAACCGAGUUGAGUCGCUGGUUCAGACCCAGUACAUGUACGAGCAGCAGAUCCGGGAUCUCCAGGCUAUGGUGGGCCAACUUACGCAGGACAAGGAGCAGGCAGCCGCCCAGUACCAGAAUUAUGUGCAGCAUCAGAGCGGCGAAAUCGCCAAGCUCAACGAACGGAAUGCGGAACUGGCCGAGGAGUUAAACUCUUUAAAGGAGCGGGAACGGCAACUAGUGGAGCAUGUGGGCGGCUUGGAGCGGGACAUACAAAAAAACCUCAGCCUACAGGCCCAAUUUAAAGAGGCCAACCAGGAGCAGUUACCCAAGGAAGAAUCCAGCGAUCAGAAUGGCUUAAAGGAAGAACUAGCUGCCUUGAAAGAGCGCAUCGCCGACUUGGACUUUGAGCGCCACGAAUUCCAGCUGAAGAUCAAGUCGCAGGACGACCAGCUACAAAUGAAGGAGUCCGCUCUGGCUGAAUUGGAACAGCAGCUUGGCCGCCUGCAGGCCGAGCAACCGGAUCAGACGAAACUGCUGGCUACCAUGGAGUCGGACAAGGUGGCUGCCUCGCGCGCACUAACGCAGAACAUAGAAAUGAAAAAUCAACUAGACGAACUUCAACAACGAUUUGUCCAACUGACGAACGACAAAGCCGAGCUGGUCAUCCGUCUGGAUGCAGAGGAGUUUGCCAACCGCGAGAUCCGCCAGAAUUACACCAACAUGGAGCAGAAACUGCACGCCAAUGAGGAGCGCUUUAAGUUCAAAGACGAGGAGAUGAUCCGUCUUUCGCACGAAAACGUAGAACUUCAGCGUCAGCAGUUAAUGAUGCAGCAACAGCUAGAUCGCCUGCAGCACUAUGAGGCCAAGGCUUAUCAUAGCCAAGAAGGAAAACAAAGGGAGGAAAGUGGAGAUGCCCCGGUAAAUGAGUCUGAGGAAGCGACGGAUCAUGGACAUCUUGGACACUCACACGUUCACCCACAGGACCAUUCACAAGAUCACGCACAUGAGCACCAACACGAUCGCUCUCAUGAGCAUUCCCACGAUCAUUUUCAUGAUCAUGUUCACGAUAAUGCUCAUGAUCAUGCCCACCAUCAUUCUCAUGAUCAUGACCACGAACAUUCUCACGAUCACGACCACGGACCAGCAGGCAAAACCCUUCCCACGGCUGAAGCAGUGGAACGCUUGCAAUCGCGCUUCACCACGCUGAUCAGCCAGGUUGCCGACUUAACGGAGGAGAAGCACAGCCUUGAGCACCUGGUGCUGCAGCUGCAAAGCGAAACCGAAACAAUUGGCGAGUACAUUGCCCUCUACCAAACACAACGGCGCAUGCUGAAACAACGCGAGUACGAAAAGGCCGCACAAAUGCGACUUUUACAAGCGGAACGGGAGCAGCUGCGCGAAAAGAUUGAGACGCUAAACAAGCUGGUGGUCAGUUUGGGCGUGGAGCUGCCUCAAGAUCCCGGCCAGUCACAGCAACAAGAAGCGGCCGCUAGUACCGUACAGCCAGCUAACGAGGGCGAGAACUCGCAGCAGAUCAUUAACAAAAUACAGGACAUUAUCAGCGAGAUCAAGGAGAACACGGAGCAGCCAACACACAACCACGCAGGCGAUCAUCUCAAUUGCUGCCUAGGCAAGUUUGAGGUGGUCUAGAAGAUUGGAUGUCGCUUGCCCGCAAAGUGCAAUUAUCGCCUGCUUACGUAAAAUCAUUAACUUUUGCUACUGUAUUUUAAUGUAUUUGUACUUUGGUCCCCAGAGUCUUUUGUAAAUGUUUCCAACGAUGUGUCCGAAUAAACCUAGUUUGCAUCUAAGACGAAUCUACACUUAGCCCAACAAAAUGUAUUACCAAA